Messenger RNA from Hyaloscypha bicolor E, 300 nucleotides. RefSeq lists its product as uncharacterized. Lineage: Eukaryota; Fungi; Ascomycota; Leotiomycetes; Helotiales; Hyaloscyphaceae. The record is from RefSeq and is a predicted model, not a curated record. The transcript has a single exon. The annotation marks the transcript as partial.
GGUCGAUCUAAAGAAACAACCACUGUUCCAAAUAAGCCCAUACCUACAGGAUAUAAGGUCUGGGGGGCAGCCCAGAGGGGGUUCUUACUCGUAUGGAACUGGCAUAUUCCUGGUCAAAAAAAUGGCCCUGUGGGAGUACGUACUCCACGAGCGCUUGGUGGGAUAAUUAAGGCUGGAAACGGAGGAAACAAGACACAAGCAGUAGUCCUGCACUUGAUUCAAAGGUUACCUGAGCCUCCUAAGGGCUCUGGCUAUUACGUAUACCUUGAUAAUCUCUUUGUUUCUACUCGUUUUGUCUAA